AUGACGUCUUCAGACUCCAAGAAUAAUAUCAAAUCGAAAAAUACCUCUUUGAAAGCUUUCAAAGUAUUUGGUAAAAAAAUAUUAACUUCAAAUUCAGAUGGUAGCUCAGAUUCUCAAACUUCUACCAAGAGCGACAAUAAUAAAUCAAAAAUUAAUUUUUUCAAUGGAAAGAAGAGUGGUUCAAAAACUUCGAAACAAUCAUCAACACAUACAAUCGUUAAACCCUCAAAGGCAGUCGCUGACUUGAUCGCUCAAAGUUCUAAUCCCUUCGUUUCAAAAGAAAAAUCGGCCGGUAAUAAAUCCGCCACUUCAAGUUCUAUUUCGUCAUUAAGUUCAAAUGCAAAGAGUUCAAAUUAUAAUGUCGAUGCUUUACAAUCAUUACCUAAGAAACUAUCGUUUACAUCUUCAUGCCAAUCCUCUUUGAAGAGUCAACGUAUGGCACAUAAUCCGUAUGCUGCCACAGCAUCUCUUACCAAUAGUACCAUAGGAAACACUUCCAAAAACAUUACACAACAAUCAUCAAUUAUUAGUGGGAAGAAACAAGAAGACUUAAGUUUUUAUAUGCAAGAUGGUGAUAAAAAAAUUAGAAUAUUACCAUCACCACUUGGAAAUCCAAAUGAUUUCUUACCAACCCACAUGAAACAAACAAGUAUUCAACUAACUGGUAAUUUUACAUUAGAUAAAGAUUAUAAAUUAAUUGGAUCUGGUGGAUCAAGUGACGUUUGUAAAGUUGUUUCCACUUUUAAAAAGAAGGAAAUAUACGCAUUGAAAAAAUUAAAUAUGGUUUAUGAUGAAACACCAGAAAGAUUUUAUAAACGUUGCUCAAAGGAAUUCAUCAUUAGUAAACAUUUAAGCUCAUCGAAGAAUAUUCAUAUCGUUAAUACUUUUUAUUUAUUGAAAAUAGCAACCACUACCUAUACAACAAGAGGUUGGGGGUUCAUCAUGGAACUUUGUUCCAAAGAUCUAUUCAAUUUGAUUCAAAAAACAGGUUGGAGGAACGUUCCAUUGAGUGAGAAAUAUUGUCUUUUCAAACAAAUCGUUGAAGGAGUUAAAUUUAUGCAUGAACAAGGUGUUGCACACCGUGAUUUAAAACCUGAAAACGUUUUAUUGACGCAAGAUGGUAUUUGUAAGAUUACUGAUUUUGGGAUUUCAGAUUGGUAUCAUAUUAAACCAUUGGAUUUUUCUAGCCCCGUUAAGAAAUGUGCAGGUAUGAUUGGUUCAGCUCCAUAUGCUUCACCUGAAGUUAUGAUGUAUGACGCAAAGAAAAAAUAUCCAGAGUCACUGCAAAUACCAUACGAUCCUUUAAAAUUAGAUAGCUACAGUUUAGGAAUCAUUUUAAUUACGAUGGUUAAUAACAUCAUACCUUUUCUCAAUUCUUGUAAUAAAGAUGCAAAGUUUAGGAAAUACGUUACAUCUUAUGAAAACUUCAUACGCCAUCAAAAUUCAACAUUUAGACAGAAAGGCUGUUACAAAGCUGGUCCAGGUGCUGAAUACACAUUAGCCAAGAAUUUCAAAAAUACAGCUGCUUCUCGUGUAGCGUGGAGAUUAGCUGAUCCAAACCCCGAAACACGUUAUACUAUGGAGGAUUUAGUGAAUGACCCUUGGUAUAAAUCAAUUGAAACAUGCGUUGAUAACAUUGACGGUUUUUCAUCCUGUACAACUCCCAAAAUCAAGGAUGAAUUAAAGCUUGAUUACUCUGAAAAUAAUAAUGAAAACGAUUCAAUGUUUUCUAAAUUGGAUGAUAAUAAUAACUUUCCCGCUAUGAAUGCCGAUCAUACCCAUCGUGAGAAUAAAGCUAUGUUUAUCUUAAAUGAAGAUUCUUUUGAUGAAAAACAAGUAUUCAAUAGUUCCAAUAGUAAAAUUCCUGAAUCCAACCCACCAAGUACACCUAAGCCAUUAAGUACGGCCACUACUCUGGCUUCUAUUAAUUAUCCUCCAAUCUCUACGAAUCCUCAUACUAUGCUACCUCUACGAAGAUUUAGUGAAAUGUCCAUUGGUUCACGUGCUAGUACUGUCUCGACUAAUGGUAGAACAUUGGUUUCUGCGUCUACUGAUUCGUCAAUAUCGAUAAGAAACGGGAAUUUUACUUCAAGAAGGAAAAGGAAAGUUGUACAUAAUCAUAUGCAUAUUGUCAACAGUGUUACAGGAAUGUCCAACAUUCGUUUCUGA
Messenger RNA from Naumovozyma dairenensis CBS 421, 2169 nucleotides. It is a transcript of the gene PTK1, whose product is annotated as putative serine/threonine protein kinase PTK1. The record is from RefSeq and is a predicted model, not a curated record. Gene Ontology annotation, cellular component: nucleus. Gene Ontology annotation, molecular function: protein serine/threonine kinase activity; ATP binding. The transcript has a single exon. NCBI's taxonomy places the organism in Eukaryota, Fungi, Ascomycota, Saccharomycetes, Saccharomycetales, Saccharomycetaceae. Bases 1 to 2169 code for a protein of 722 amino acids. Gene Ontology annotation, biological process: intracellular signal transduction; protein phosphorylation.